Molecule: messenger RNA, 744 nt
Organism: Fusarium verticillioides 7600
Lineage: Eukaryota; Fungi; Ascomycota; Sordariomycetes; Hypocreales; Nectriaceae
Exons: 2
Coding region: 1-744 (247 amino acids)
Biological process (GO): regulation of DNA-templated transcription
Molecular function (GO): DNA-binding transcription factor activity
Source: RefSeq, a predicted model, not a curated record
AUGUCCGAGUCAAAAAGCCCUAACUAUCUUAGUCCAAUGGGCACUGAUGCAGGCAAGAGCCGACGGGAACGAAAUAGAGAAGCACAGCAACAAUUUCGGAAACGUAAACAAGCUGUUGAAGCGGCUAGGGUGCAAAGACUGAAGCGACUUGAAGGCGUGGUUGAGAGAAUGAGUACGGUGAUUGUGGGCUUUGCGGAUAAGAUGCUGCAUGAGGAGAUACUGCAACAAUAUCCUGAAUUGGCGACCGACGUCCAGAAUGUUAUUAAGGAGGUUCUUAGGCUGGCAAACGAGGCGGGGGACCCCGAAGAGACGAAGUCGGGUGAACGGUAUGAACAGAAAUCGCCGGAAUAUGGGGACGACGAAUCGGAUACACGAAGAUCUUCACAGGACUCAGCAAGCCCAGCAGGAUCACAGAAUUUACUAAUCGGCAUGCCAUUUUCCUUCGAUCCACAUGACAUCUUCACGACACACUCCCCACUAGAGCACAGCCAACUCAGAGGCUCACCUCAAGUCGUAUAUCCAACAAGACAAGACCCGCGUCAAGACUCCCAUUUACCAUGGUUACCACCGUCAUUCAUGGUACACUCGCUGGGCUCUGGCCUUUGGGACACACCUACGUCACUAUCUUCAACAUCUGUUUCCUCUCCCGCACUACAGUCGCGCUUCAAUACAGGUCCAAGACUUCCCGAAGAAGCAGCCCCAGCUCAUACGUUCCUAGAUUAUCCUGAUCUAUACCGCGGUUAA